AUGUUUCUGACCUCAAAAAACAUGGUUUUCUUAAAUGCAAUGGAGGAUUUCUACGAAAUCACUUACUCAUCUACGCUUAAUCCACAUUCUGGUUGCAAAGGUCUAGUUGCUGCAAAAUCUUUCACUUUCUUGCGAAGAAACUAUGAUUGCGGUGACGUAUUGACUGUAGGACAAGUUGCAUCUUCCAAGUCCAACUCGAAAGAAAAUGUCAUCCUACCAAAGAUUGCAAGGCCCAGACCUGAUGUUCGCCAGAAGAAAGACCAAGCGCUGCGCACUAAUGCAUUGGGGGAUGUUAUUUUUGUUCCAUUCAUAUACGUUUUCAAACCAAGUAUACUUCGAAAUGAAUUGCCAGCUAGUAUCAUUUAUUUUCUAUUGGUUGGCCUUAUGCAUACUGCAAUCCUGUUCGCGUUAAUAGCCUUUCGUGCAUGCAAAUACUAUUUGAAACCUGCAGAGAGUUCCAGGUUCCACUUUGCCUCGCAGUUGGUGUUGUCUGUGUCUCCUGCUCUACAAGGGUUUGAACAGCCAUGCAAAAGUAAAGUAACUUUAGAGUUAAAGUUGAAAGUGUUUGCUACCUUGGCAAAAUAA
Molecule: messenger RNA, 585 nt
Organism: Komagataella phaffii GS115
Lineage: Eukaryota; Fungi; Ascomycota; Pichiomycetes; Pichiales; Pichiaceae
Exons: 2
Coding region: 1-585 (194 amino acids)
Source: RefSeq, a predicted model, not a curated record